GUCCGGGUUGGAUCACGGGGGCGCGCGGAGGGGCAGGGCGCGACACAGUGCCGUGAAGCCUAACAAUAGCGAUGUCCAUAACAGUGCCUCCUGACCUCUCAAGCCACGGACGGAUGCUACUUUCACCACAGUGUUAAAUAAAUACUGUAGGUCCUUGAGUUUAAUCGGCCAAAAUCGUAACACGUUGUCCAGAUUGCAGUGGGAGUUGGGAGUGAAUUGUUACAUGCUCGUUUGUUAAUGUUAUGAUUACUCAAAUGAACACACGAGGUUAAUUUGACAUUACAAAUAAAAUCACUCCGCUUUGACUGUAGACUCUGCAUCCUGAUCUGUAUAAAUUGGAUGCUGCUGUCUUUGCAUUCACCCAAGGUGCAUCAUAUUGGUUUGUAUUGGAAUAAUUGAAAUAAUUAAAUCGGAAUAAGCCGUAAAAUAUUACAAUUUUAAAUGUCACUUUUUUCAUGCUAGCUAAUGGCAAUUUGCUUAUAUGCCAAAAUGGAUUGAGAAUGCAUGAUGACUGGUACCUGGGGUUCUUAAUCUGAUUGCAGUCACACAACAGUUGUAAUUCAUUUCUCCCCAUCGCUGGUGGGAUCGCAGCCUCCUUACGGAACGCCGUAGUACUUUCAUCGCAGGCUUACCGCGCGGGGCAAGGUGACAUUUGCUGGUGAGAUAAUCUGUAUAGGACUGGAUACGCUGCAGCAUUGCUUUUCGUGCUUGCAAGCAGUACACGGCGGCGUUUUUUUGGCACGCAGAAACGCAUCUGUGGGAGGAAAAGAUAUUUAGUGAACACCGUGGUGAGGAGUGUCGUGGUGCAAACGAAAUCGUUCUUGCAAACGGGAAAAGGUGGCGACAAGUUUGGCCUGUGCCUCAUCCUAAUAAUUUUCCUGUAAACGAGAAACUAACCUUUGCCUCAUUACCCAGCGUCUGCUGAGGUCACUCCCAGGAAAACGGCUGAUGGCUGGUCAAAGGAGCCAGCCUUGCUCGUUAGCUUACUGGCUCGCUCGCUCGCUCAAUCACUUGCUUACUGGUUAAUUCGUUUGCCUGCUUGCUUUUUAUAGCUUGUUUGUUUACACAAUCGCUUACUCGCUUGCUUGCUGGCUAGCUUACGAGCACAUCAGCUUGGUUGCUUACUGAAUUGCUCGCUCGCUUAAUCGCCUCCUUGCUCGUUUGCAUUUUGACCAUCUCGCUCAUUUUCACUUGUUAUGCGUUCAUAUGUGUUGUGCGUGAUGGUUCACGUGACCCUUGCAGUCACUAGAGGUGAUGCAUUCACCACUGAUAAAAAAAAAAUAUGGUGAAUCAAGCAGCUUCCCCGGAUUGUGAAAGUUCUUGGAAACACAAGGGUUACGUGCCUAUUGACAACAGAACAAUGAUAUGGGAUUACCUUUUGUAAUCCAUUUACAGCAAUGUCUUACAUUUUACACACGACUCCCCAUUACUACACACAUCACCCUGUAGAGAAGAAAUCACAGAAUCUUUAAUCGCAUUUGAAACGCCACCUUUAUUUUUUUCAACAAACCUCCGUAAAAAAUAAUUGUGCUGCUCACUACCAUUACGGUAUUAAGAAAAAAAACCCCUCUCUGUUUACAUGAAAACAAUAAUGAUGUUUAAAGACCCCCGCUUGCAGAUUUUGUUGGCCUCUUAUCUCGGCAGGCCUCUGACGAGGAUGAUUUGUCUCUUCUUUUAAUAACCGUUACUAAUGAAUGAGUGCGCAGUGCCAAUUUGCACCGGACUCUCGCGGCUCGGCAACCGCCCACAGAGACGGCGGCGGUGGUGGCGGUGGUGGCGGUGAUGGAGGGGCGUGUGGGUGUUUGCUGUAAAAGGAACACUUUGAUUGUUUUCGGAAGGCGCCCUGGCGAGCCAUUUGCCAAUCCUGCGCUAAUGCUGCUGACACAGAGCAACGCGAGGGAUUGUCUCGGGGAGGAAAACGUUGAAAACAUCCACCCCGGGUUUUGCCCGCGACCCUCCUCCUAGCGCCGCCCGGCAUUGUCCUUCACGCUGGCCUGUUUGCGUUGAGUUUUGACAUACACUCUUGUGUGGCAGGUGACUGCGUGACCUCACUGCGUGUAGGUGCAUGGGAAACACAUUUUUGAUCUCCUGCCCAGACACUAAAUACGUCCCUGCGGAGAGCGAUUGUGGGCCAUGCGGUGAGACGAGAAUAGCGGAGUGAGCGGAGGCAUUUUAAGAAUGAGGCGGUCCCGUGGCCUUGCUGCUGGGUGGAAUCGACCUCUUGAGAUUGCGCAGAACUGUGAACUCGCACUCGUCUCAAUUGCAUUGUUGGUGUAUUGAAUUAAAUAAAAUCAACCGUUGCAGAUAGUUUUUUUGGUGUUUGUAUUUAAUUCUUGUUUCUCUUACGAUGUGAUUUUGGUGGUAUGGUGGGGGGCGUAGGGGGGGGGUUGCCGGUAAAAAUUUCUCCCCUUACUCCAAAAUAAAAAUGUUGCAGAAAUAAAUAAGAAAAUAUAGGCACCUCCUGCUUGGCACUUGGCACUGCUGUGAAGCAGGAUGCGGUACCAUUUUCCCCAGCCCGUUUCCUGGCCCAGCCUGGGUGGAGCGCUCGUCCGUAGCCCCCGGGGCUGCUGCCGCUGUUUGUUCUCCCCCCAUCCCCCCCCCCCUCGCAGGAAACCCAGUGCUGCGCUUGCUCGCGUGCACACUUGCUCGCUUGCGUGCUCUCUCGGCCCGCUCAAGUCGGCUUCUCCCGUCCAGCGGGCCGCCCAAUCUCGGUUAUCCUGGUUGCAGCCGCGGCGUGCGACAUGUAGCUCCGAUCCUUCCCGUCGUUUGCGGCGAAAUAACUCGGGCAGGGAGCGAGGGGUCACGCCAGCCUCCUCCCGGAUCUGGCAUCUACGCCGCCAGAAAAUUUUUUGCACAUUUUUCUUUUCGUUUAGAUUUUUUUGUUCCGCGGAAGGGAGGUUUUGCGAAGCCGUGUGGAUAUGUACGAUCUGAGUGGGUUUAGGAGUGGCAUGCCUCAGAGGAAGCCAGGGAUUUUCUCCCCGUUCAAGCGCUCCGCCGCCAAGAAGGACAAAAAGUCCCAGGAGCGGCUGGCGGAGCGACGGCCGCUGCACACGGUCGCGCUCGCCCCGCCCACAUACACUGUCAACCCCGAGCUGCUCCUCAACGACUACGUGGAGAAGGAGGCCAAGUUCCUGGGCUCGCUAUCGGGGGUGUCCGGGUGCCUGGACCCCUCCAGCCGCACAGAGAUCCUCAAGCUUCUGGACGCGGCACGGCGCGUGCACAGCCUCCCGCACCAGCCGGGCCCCGAGCACGACGCGGUGCUCAGCCUCUCGGCGUACAACCUGCGGCUGAGCGGGCGCGACUCGGAAGAGCUGCUCGCGCGCAUCCACAUCCACGACAUCGCCGCCCUCUCCUACGUGUGCGACGACGCGCAGCACCUCAUCGUCAUCAAGACAGGCCACGGCGCUGGCGAGGCCAUGGACCAGAUGUCGCUGAGGACGCAGCGCUCGCGCUCCUCCUCCCAGCUCGACGCCACCGGCUGCCCCCCCUCCGAGCACAAUUGCAACCUGGUGGUGAUGGCCGUCGACAGCAAGCACGCAGCGGAGGAGCUGUGCGCCCUCAUCGGCCAGGUGUUCCAGGUGGUGUACACCGAGUCCACCAUCGACUUCCUGGAGCGUGUCAUCUGCGACGUCGCCUCCACGCCAACCAAGCACUCGUCCCUGCACAGCAGCACCUUCACCUACUCCAGCAAGGACGUGAAGCCGGCCGUUGACCCUGACAGCUCCCUGGCGAGCUUCUCGCAGGACACGUGCUGCGAUGCGUCGCAAGCGUCCGACAAGACGCACCGGCGCAGCCAGAGCAAGACGCUCAGCGAGAGCAACCUCAGCCUCGUCUGCAAGGACCAGCUGCAGGAGUACAUGAGCACGCUGCAGACGAAGCUGUCGUCGCUGGAGAUCCAGGAGUUUGCACAGCUGCUGCACGCGUACCGCACAGGCGCCUCCAUCCAGGACUUCUGCCAGAAUCUGCGGCAGCUCUACGGGGAGAGCCGCAAGUUCCUGCUGCUGGGCAUGCGGGACUUCAUCCCAGAGAAGGACAGCCACCACUUUGAGAGCUUCCUGGAGACGAUCAGCAUCAAGGACGGCCGCGGCAUCAUCACUGACAGCUUCGGGCGCUGCAAGCGCACGUCCGCCGGCGGCCCGGCGCUGCCGCGCAACGGCGCGGACGACAGCACGGAGGGCGCGCCGUUCCAGGACCCCAACGAGUUUGACCGCAUAAUGUCGCGCAUCAGCAGCGAGCUGGAGGCGCUCGGGUGCAGUGCCGACCCGGAGCCGUCAUGACGGCGCGCGUCAGCCACGCCGGAGGACACGCCUACAGACUCGCAGGGCGAUUGCUCCCCCCCCCUCCUCACCCAUUCGUAGCCACCCCUCCCCCGCUGCCGCCUGAUCGCUCGUUAACUCGCCCAUUAGCUCGCUCGCACGCUCCGUAUUUUCACGGACGAGUAGAGGAGAAGCGGUUCGGCGAGCCGAGCGACAAGCGGCGACAUUUGGAGACCUUAAACGGAAGGAACAGUGCAACGUGCAACCUGGUGCUCGUCUGCGUGAACUUUCACCUUGGCGUUUGAAGAAUGAAAUGUCUAAAAACGGAAGGAAAUUUUAAUUGACGCGCAAAAUCAAAUGGGACCGAGACGGCAACUUUUUGACGGACGUGGGGCGGAGAGAACGGUGAUUUUGAUCACUUUAUUUUCGCAGUAAUUUUCUAAAAAUGUGUGUGGACAUCUUAUUUUGUGUUAAUGUCAUUUCAUUGCUGGCCGUGUCAGCCAAAUUGCUAUCCAUAAGUGUACUUUGCCUGUUUUUGCGAGAGCCUUUCCACUCGUGCCUGGCUUAGUGCCCUCGUGUGGUGCGUCACUUUGACGCGCGUUACAAAGUUUACAUGGGACCCCCUCCUCGCCAAUCCGCUGCCAAGAGGACGGUAGUCCUUACAAACUGCACCUACGUCCUCGCUUGCCUCCUGCAGUCAGAGGUGUCGCAGAUAACGUCCUGGUCACGCGUCGCGAUUUCUACUAAAGGAUCCGCGAGAUCCUCCACACCCGGCAGCCAAAGUGUCUUGAUAAGCUUCCGAGAAGCGCCGUUCAAUCGCAGAGCAAACUUCCCACUUUGUAGCUUCGUGUCAUGUUGGAUAUAACGGCAGAGUCAUUGCUCAUUGGCCGUUGACGAGUGCACGCCCAGCGUGACGUUCCACGUCAUCAUUGCACGGUGCGACACGGCAACGGUCUUGCCGAAAAUUUGCGCUGUGAAUGUCGUUACACGUGGGCUGGGCCUUGGAGCCAAGCUGUGGAGCAAGAGUUUGAAACUUUCUUUCGUUUGAUCUUUUAGCCUUCCCUCCCGCUGCGUUGAAGUAACUUUAUUAUUCUGACCCAUCGCUUAGCAAGCGAUGGUGCCAUUAAAUCGUGAAGUGCGCGAAGCGUAUGCAUCUUUUAUUUAUAAACCCACGUAGCUUAUUGAGUUAAACACUACAUUAUAUAUUUUAUUGUGUCCUUUUUAUAUGCCGUGUAUUCUAAGUAAGUGCUUUGUUUGGUCAAACGGCCCUUGCAGACUCCUGGCAGGUUUUACAUUUUCACACUUUCCUUCAAUGCCUAUCCAUGACAAUAAUGUAUUUUUUGUGACUAUAUUUUUAAACGUUUCGUUUGAAGCGUGCGUCAUCUGUUUUUUUUACAGCAUGUAACAAUUCUCACCCCCCUGUGAUUCUAUGAAUUGUCAUGAUUCGGGGUUCACGAUUCGACUCAACGAUGGGGUCCUCGUCGUGUCGUUUGUAAUUUUUGUUUGUAGUUUCUCAGUUCCGCAUAAUUCAUUAGCCAUGAGCUUAAAUGUAUAAUUUUGCGUGUACUUUCAUGAAUUGUAAAUGACCGAUAUUUCCACGCAGGGUUCAAUUUUCGCAAUCGAGAGCAUAGAAAUUAAUUUUAAUAAUCGAAAUGAAGGAUUGUUACAUGCUUACUAUAUAUUUUUAUCGUACCUUAUUUCAUUCCAUCAUCUUAGCCCCUUCCCCCUACCCCGUAAAUCUGGGACCUUGCCGUGGGUCUGGGAGAGCCGCUGUACAAGGUGGUGUGUGCCUCUGUUUUUCAGCGACGGAUCCAAGAGAUGGAGUUUACUGAAUCAAAAAAAUAAGAUAAAAAAACCCCGACAUAAAGAUGCAUAUGGCCCACCUGCACCGCCCACAGUGGGUUACGUGCACAUGCUGGACAUGAGUUGUGGACUAAACCAUUUUUAUGGAGGGAUGGCGUGCAUUCUAGGGGUUUAGGAAAUCUCUACCCCACCCCAUCUCUGGAUCCGGUGCUGGCUCAUUUGCCGUGUGUUUUGAUGACCGCUCUUGCGUAGGGGACCCCGGUCGGGUCCGUCUGUGCCAUCCGAACUGAAGUGCGAAAACCCUAAACCACAGAGUGGUUUUGUUACUUAAAAAAAAACAAAACACCGUGUAGUGGCUACCUCUGUACAUUUACUGUAAAGUUUAUUUUUUUGCGUUUGUCGUAUUUUAUUUUUAAAAUAUCGGAAGAAGCUACCUGUGCGGUAACUUGACAAUGUACCAAGCCACACUAUUACCUUGUAACCAGCACGUGUUUGUUGUGUGUCAAAAAGGUCCUUUGCUUCAGAGACCCUCAACCUCGCUAUGUCCCUACUGUGAAUACUCUGGUAUCAGGGGAUUCGUGCCCAGAGGAUUAAAGAGGCGUACGCACAUAGCGAUCUGCUUUUGAGUGAGCUGACGUGGAUAUCCUAGCGAAAUCACGGCAGGCAAUAUCGUGACUCGGUUGUGUCGGUCCCAGAAUCUCAAUGAAACGACGUAUUGAUGCGACAUCUGCACUGGUCACAUCCCAAGCAAAUUCCAGGUAGGAACGGGCACCUGAAUUUGACUCGAGCCCGAUCUUAAUCAUCGAGUUAGGUUGAUUGAUUGAAUCGCAAAAAAAUAUGAAGUCCCGGCUAAUGCCAUUGAUGCCACCAUCACAUCCCUCCUUUUGCCAAGACCACGACUGUUGUGAAUUUGACACUUGGCCUCCAAGAGCUGCUCUAACGGUCUAAUCACCAGCAUCUGGCUUUAGGUCUUCGCCUUGGUCACUGACCUCUGGGCUCCACUCAAAUGGUGCAACCUGGCCAUCUGCGCCCUGCACACGCGUCCCGACGAUCACAUGUACAACACUUCCGUGCCUCGUUCUAUUCCAAACUUGCAAGUUGCUGACCCUCUUCUGCCUUGGAUUUCUUAGCACCCUUUGCAAGCGGCCAUACUCUCUCACGCCAAGUCACACCUGCGUGACUCGGAAAUGUUGACGCAAAAGUCAUGCAUAUACCGCAAGUAUCAAAUUUUGAGCAACUAAUCAUCCGUACCAACUGGACAAUGGAAAAAGCAAGACCUUCCGUGGACUUAGCAAUAGCACAAACUCAGAAAUUAGAAACGUAGCCACCUUUUUCAUGAGCUUCGCUGCAUACGAGCAAAUACAUUAGCCAGUAGUCAUAGGUUUUACCCUUUUAACUGGCACGAAAAACUGACACCUUUAUUCAAGGCAUCAUGUCUGCAAUAACCACAACACAAGCAGUCAAAAUUGCAAACAAAAAGACAACUCUGAUAAUAAUAUGCACUGUCUUUGAAUUUGAUUGGUCCACACCCGAGACGGCUUUCUUUAGAGCCUAGUCUCCCCUGGUGUUGGACCAAAAGAUGCCAAAAGGCGUAGGGAGGUCUCAUACAUUAGCCAGUGUUAGCGAUCGUAAGUGUAAUUUUUUACAUUUGUUUACACGAAACUGCCAACCUAGUUUCUUAAUGUUUAAAUUGGAAUUGGUUGACAAAGUCGAGGCUUCAUGCGAACUUGCUCCAUGUGUAUGCACGCUCACGUAGCAGCUUCUGCCCGCCCUUUCACAUUCCCUUUUGACGCCAAUUUCAUAUGCAGCGCGAUGGCAUUUGUGUAUUCUUUACCUGCCUAUCUACCUACAGUACAUUGUGAAUUAUCAUUACAUUGCAGCUGGUGCUUACAGCUUGAGUUGCGUUCACGACUGUGUGCUGUUUAUUUGGUGCUGAAAUGAAUUAACCUACACACGUAGCUUCUCGCAAGCCAAUAUUAUGGGUCAUAAUUAUAAUGUGGCUUAGGCCACGUAAUGAUCCGAGCUAAAUUUGGGUUGCUGAGACCCUCGACCACCCAGCAUAGCCAAACAUUCAGAAUCAAAAGUUUAUUUACUGAGUAAAGCCCAUUGAGCUAAGAAGCCCUAUGACAUCUGCCGACUCGGCCGGCAGACGUCAGAAUUCCACAAAUUGUCACGUGUGUACAAGAGUUUAGCGUGCCAACUUUUAUCGGCUCAGCUCAGCGAACGAUUCUCUUAUUGCAUAUUGUAUUGUUAAAUUGUUCUUAAACCUACCGGUGAGCUGGCAUGAUACUGUUAAUAAUCAUAAUCGGUGCCCUAAAUACUUGCACACGUGGCAAUUCCAUUUGUUUUGACUUUAUUGCAUGGUAGAGGUUCAAAAUAACACACUUUGUCAGGUCAUUACAUGGCCUAACUCAAAACAUAAUUUUGAAAUAAACGUUUGCUAUGUGUUAGCAUCGGGAGUUGAACCUGUAUGAGAGACUCCAUGACCUGGUUGCUGCUGCUCAUCAUCAUCGCUGCUUUCCCUUUGAGAACUUUGUUAGACCGUCAGACGCAGCAAAACCUACCCUUUGUUCACAGCAGGCAACCUUUAAGAGCACAGACCCAUGAGUUGGGUGAGAGUUCAUCAUCGUCUUGCCAAGAGACACCGAGCUGGCACCGAUGAGAUUCUAGGUUCAGGCGGGUAUGUGCCUGUCAUUCUCAACGCGUUCAUAAUAGCCGUGCCAUUGGCCACGAUCGUUAUGUGAAUGGAGCCCGGUUUAUAAUGGACGUGUCAUUAUGAAUCGGGCUCCAGUAACUAGGCAUUAAACGAGGUUCACUGUCUACUUACGAGUCCCUUCACAAUGCCUCCCCCUCCCUCCCCACAUUCAGGUAUAUUUAAACUCUGACGGCAACAUUUUGGCCUGUCACGUGAUGAACUAUCAUGCAAAUAUGACGUCAUGUGUUGGGCGAGAGACCGAUUUGAAGCGACAUUCAGAAGUAGUUGUGGUCCCGUGGUGUCAUCUUCUGGAGCCUUUCUUGGCACUGACGUUACGCUGCUCACUUCGAGAGUUUCGGAUAAAUAUGCCCUGAAAGCACAAUUGGAUGCAGAACAAUUGCAUAGUCCUGGCAUAUAUCUUGCCCUCGUGUGGAUCAGAAUGUGAAGAAAAAAAAACACAGACAUGAGUUGGCAGGGACUCCCGUGACUUGUUGCAUAAAACACUUUCAGUGAAAAUAAAACUUGUUUUUGGAUAGGAAACUAAUGGUAUUCAUUUUUCACUUCAGUGGCUUAAGAGAAAAGCUGCUUAUAAGCACAGGCUGCAACCACCAUAUGUGUGCGUGCCUACAUACGUGCCGUGAUUGCCUAAGCGCUGAGUGCUUGAGGUACGAUUCGAUGUGGGAUAUGUAUGGGUCGUCAAUACCAUGAGUAGAGAUGGCUUUUUUUUUUAAGGUGAAUGCCCACCGAGACCAGAAGUAUCUCUCUUCCGUGAGGUAUUAUUGGUGGACGGAUUCGGGAGGCCUUCGUCAAGCGGUGGAUAGAUCAUGGCUGACGAUGAAGAGCCCGUUGGGAGCACACAUGCAUCGCUUUCGAGGGGAUAGACGCGGGUCAAAGGAAAUACACCACAGAGAGAGAGAGGGGGGAAAAAUAAUAGCUAUCGGGAAACAAAAAUGAUGGGGAGAGCCCCGUGGGAUAAAUAACUACACACGAAUAACACACCAACAUCAACCUGCUCGUGUAUUCAUUAUUUCUUAGUUUCCUAUAAUUUCACAGCUCUUCUAUAUAAACCAUAGCCGCCCACCGCAGUGGAUGAUGCACGCUCGGCCUUAGAGAUAAUACAGGUGGUAAAGGGCGGUGGGGGGGGGACCACAACUUGGACAUUAAAACACUACAAAAAUUAAGCAAUUUAAAGGAGGUAGAACAUACAUACUGCAAUUACAUUCGCAAAUGAAUGGUACUGCAAUGUUAAAAGCGUGCGCUCGGAUAUCCUCCCGAAUAGUGAAGUCAAUGGGGGCCGAUUUGUGGGAAGAAUCUGUCCUCCCCCUCCCCGUCUGUGACAGGUGAACAAUGUGGGCCACAUGUCUCGCCUGAAUAAAAGGGGACUAUUUAAAGUGUC
This is a messenger RNA of Petromyzon marinus (sea lamprey), 10150 nucleotides long. RefSeq names its product cerebral cavernous malformations 2 protein-like. The record is from RefSeq and is a predicted model, not a curated record. Lineage: Eukaryota; Metazoa; Chordata; Hyperoartia; Petromyzontiformes; Petromyzontidae.